AUGAAGAUAUUUUUCAUUUUAAAUUUGUUUUCUUUGUUUGAGAUUUUAUCUCCCUAGUUUCUAACUGGAAUGAGUUAGGAAUAUUAAAAAGAAGAGAUGGAUAUAGAUCUAUAAAAAUUAUUAAUAGACGAUAAAGGAAUAUUCCUUGGGCUCUGGUCUAGAUAUAGUCCCUUAGGUAUAACAAAAUAAAUAGGAAUUGUUGGAUUAAUGGACAGCAAUUGCUUUCAUUAUUAGAGUAUAAUUGGAAAAUCAUCGAGGAGUUUGGAAUUAAUUUAUUAUGAUUGCCUUAAUAUUGAAAGUUAAACAGUAUCAAAAUUUGUAAUUUUUAACACUAUAGAGGGUCACUAACAUAUAUAUCAAAUUGAUAUCGACCCAUUUGAGUACGAAGGUGUCUGGUAUUUAUUUGAAUUAUUAUAUUAUCCUUAAAAAAGUUUAUCAGAAUUCUUAAUUGUAAAAGAGAAUGAAAUUUUAAUUAAGAAAAAAGUAGAAACUAUUCUUUUUUAAGAAAAUUCAUUAAAACUAACUAUUGGAAAUAGUUUAGUAGUACAAAAUUCAAAUCUUAAAUCACUAGAAGUAGGGUCAAAAUUUUCCUAUUUUCCAGGGAAAAUGUAUAUGAUUAAUUAUAUCCCUAAAAAGUUAUCUGGCAAUAAAUUAGAGAUAGAAUCUUAUGUAAUGUUUUUUGAAGAAGUCUCAAAAAUUUUUAGCGAAGAUUUCAUAACUACUAAAAUAUCUGAUUAAGAUUUAUUUUGGUUGGAUGUUUAAUCUAUUAUUCCAGAAAAUUCUAAUGCUGAUUCAUUUAUAUUGGCAGGGUGGUUUAGAAUUAUAAAAAUAAAUCAAGUUGAUGAUGAGUUUACAUAUCAAUUUCUUAAAAUGUGUAAAAAUACUAAAUAAGAACAAUUAUAAAAUCCUAACUUAUCUCCAUUUUAAUUGUUCUAUAAGAUAUCCCCAAACAAUAAUAAAAUUAUCAUUACUACUUAUAGUUACAAUUACCCAUCUGUUUCUUUAGAUUUUACUAAUAAAGAUAACAAUUUUAUUCUUACUAAAGAAUUUGAAUUAAAUCACAAAAUUACUCUUUGGCAUCAUUUAAUUGUUAAUCUAAUUUAAGAUUAGAUAUCAAUUUAAAUUAACUUUUUUGAUUCUAAAGAUGUAUUUUAAUAUUCUUCUACCCAUAUAGUCAGAUAAUUCAGCUUUGUAUAAUUUUUAAUACAAUAUGGAAAUUUAAUGAAAUCAUAUAAGAAUUAUUUAGAUAUUUAAACAAGAAAUAAUUAUUUUAAUAAUUUCUAAUAAUCAAUAAAAGAGCCUAAUUGCCAGUUUACGUGCUAAGAUUGUGAUGGUCCUACAAAUACAGAUUGUUUAUCAUGUUCUGAAUCUUCAAAUAGAAUUUACGUAUCAGAGCAUAAAGCCUGUAUUUGCCCUUAUAAUUAUUUAGAUGAUCAAAUAAAUUAGAAUUGUCUAUCAUAUAAUAAUUUAUCAUUGACUCUAAAAGAUUAAUACAAUGAAGAUUAAUGUAAAUUUGGUUAUUUUGAGUAUGACGAUUCAUGCUAUUUAUGGUAAAUUAUUUUUUAAUAUUAAGCCCUACAAUUAUUUCAGAUAAAUUUACAACUUGCUUAGAAUGUGUAUCGAAUGUAAAAGGAUGGAAAGAUAAUGCAUAUUGUCAAACUAUGAUCUAUUUAAAUCCUAAUGGAAAUACAGUAAGGAAAAUAGUUAGCUUUGAUGCAGAAUAUUUUUUAUUUGAUGGUUAAGGACCAAUUAAGUGUAAUUCAUGCUUAAAAUAACAGUUUUCUAAAAUUGACUCUAUCUACUAACUUUUCUAUUAAGUGGAAUAAAGAUUUAAAACUUUUUGUCAAUAUUAGAGUUACAUUUAUUAUGAAAGUUUUAAAAUAAAUUAUUGUUAUGAAUGUUAGAUUGAUUAUUGUCAAUUAUGUUAAAUAGAAAUUACAGGAAUAAAAUGUAUUAGAUGUUUAGGAACCUAUUAAUUAAUAAAUGGAAUAUGUACACCAGAACUUUCAGGUCCAUCUUACCUAACAAGUUGCAGAACUCCAUAUUAUCAAAGCUCGAUUAAAAAAUGUAAAUUAUGUCCUAUUAAAUAUUGUAUAUAUUGUUUUGAAUAUCAAUAAGAUGAUUUAGAAAAAUGUACUUUAUAUGCUGACUUUGAUAUAUUUGAAUUAGAUGAUUAAACAAGGAUUGGAUGUGCGCUUUGUGAAGAAAAUUUCACUUACGAUUUUACUAUUGGAGAAUGUAUUUUUAAACAACCUUCCUAACCUAAUUGUUUACGUUCUUUUAUUAAUUCUUACAAUUAAGAAAUAUGCACUUUAUCAUCAACUGAUUUCAAUAUAGCAUUAGAAAUAGUUAAUUGUGGUAAACUAAUUGAAAAUUGUUUAUAAUGUAUUCUCACUCCUUGGUAUGAGCUUAAAUGUAUUAUUUGUAAAAUAGGCUUUACAACUUCUGUUAGAAGGGGAAAUUGCUAUGCAUAUUCUUCAGAAAAUGCAAUAAUUGUGAUUGAUGGAGAUAAUUAUGAAUACGAUUCUUGGAUUUAGAGGGUCUAAAGCUUUUUAAUGAAAUUUUUGCCAAACCAAUAUUUUUAUUAAAGAAAAUAUAUUAGCUAUGAUAAUCAAGGAAACAAUAUCAUAAAUCAAAUCUAUUAUUCAAUUGAAUGUUAAGAAGGAUACUCCUAAAAUUACCUCUUUAAAUGUAGGGCUUAUUGCUCUUAAGAAUGCUUAAAUUGUAAAGAGGAUUAGAGAGAAUAUGAAUUUUAUUGUACAUAAUGCCCAUUAAAUUAUUAUUAUUAACCUAUUCGUAGUUUAGCAAAUAGGUAGUGUAUUAGAUGUCCUGAACUAUGCGAAGUUUGUGAAGAAAGAUCUGAAGCUGAAAUCUAAGUAACUUUGUUUAUUUUAUUUUAGAAACUCAAUCCAUACUUCCAGAUAACAGCAGAAAAUAGAAUGUAUUCUUAUAAAUGCAUUAAGGCAAUUUCAAACAAGAAUGUUUAAAUAGAUUCUUAUCUUUAAAUUGCUAAAUUUUGCUUUACUCCUUAAUGCGAUUUAGAAUUCAUUUAUAAUUAUACAAUUUUAAUACCUGAACAUAGAAAAUAAUAUAUUCUUUAUUGCAAUUAAAUAGGAUUAAAAGUCUUGAAAAUUUAAUAUAAUUUGUAUAACCCCUAUUAACAAGUUUUUCAUUAAAAUAGUUUAAAAGAAUAAAUUUUUGGUUUAUAAUUAAUGAAAUUUGAAUAAAAUCUCUUUUACAAUGGAGUUGCUUUUAGAGAAAUCAUUGGAUUUGAUUUUAUAGAAAUCAAUGAUGCCUAUUUGUUUGAAAAUACAAAAUAAUAUAUAUUUUCAAAUGAUGGAAAAAAAGUUGAUCUCAUCUUAAAUAACAUAGUUGUUGAAAAAAAGUAAAUUAACAACAUACCCUCUCUAUUUAAUUUAGAAUUAUUUGGAGAUAUAACUUUUAAUAACAUAACUUUGAUUGAUAAUAAUUUUAGUAGCUUAUCAUUAUUUAACUUUAAUUAAAAAUUGUAAUAAGGUACGAUAAAAAUAUCCAAAGUGAUUUUUUAAAAUUGUCACAUUUUAAAUUCAUAACUUUUUUCCUUUUUUAAUAAUCAAGUUUAAAUUUAAAUUGAGUAAUUAAUUAUAAAUUAGUCCUUUUUUUCAAACUCAUCGUUUAUAACUUUUGCUAAGAAUAAUAAUAGCGUGAGUAAGUUGGAAGUUAAGGGAAUAACAAUAACAUCAAGUCACUUUCAUAGAUCAUAUAUUUUUUAUUGUUCUAAUUUAGAAGAUAUUAUUAUAAAUAAUGUCAUAUUUGAUAAUAAUACAAUAAUUCUUUCAACAAUUUUUGCAUUUAACAAGAAUUUUACCUUGUUUAAUGCCUAAGUUAUUAGUAAUCAUUUUUUUGAAUCUUAAUUUAUUGCAACUUUGGAAACAGAAAACAAGACUAAGAUAUUUUGUUUUGUCGACAAUUAAUUAGUUAGCCAAAAUGAUUUUACAAUCUCUAAUCUAUUUUUGAUAUCAAAUUAGAAUAUGUAUUAUAACUUAAGAACAGUUAGAAUUUAAUUCAACUAAGGAUACUCUAAUUAAUAUAAAGAAAAUAUUCUAUUUAACAUUCAUUGUUAUAAACUAGAAAUUGAGAAUAUUUACAUAGUUGAUUCAAAUAAGAUUGGGAUAUUUUAUUUUUUUGAAGUUUUUGAAAUAUUUGCAUCAAAUAUAGUUUAUGAAAAUCUAAAAAUUAAUAAUAAAGUGCCUUCAGAUAUAAAUUGUAUGGAUUUCCACAAUUUUAAUUAUCAAUUACUCUUAAUUUCUGGAUAUUCAAUUGUUAAACUUAAAAAUAUUAAGGCUAUUAAAUUAUUUAGUAUUGAUACAUAAUUAAUAGAAAUAUCAUCAAUGAAAGAAAAAUGGAUUAAUCAAAUUUCAAUUAUAGAACUGAUAAAUUUAGAAUUUAUUGGAAAUUUAUUAUUGCAUUCGUCUUAAGGCAGCUAUUUUUCUUUAAUGGCUAUAAAUUCUGAGUAUGAUGCUAAUAUUUAAUUCUAAAAUAUUUUAUUGGAAAAAAAUUUUAUUCAUUAGUAAACAGAUGAUCCUCAAGAUUCAAGAGCAGUAUUGAUUCAUGUAGACGAAUAAUGGGGACAUAAAAAUUAACAAUUUCUAAUGUUCAUAUAAUGCCCUGACCAAUUCUUCAAAUUCAUUCAUAUUGUUAAAAUCUAAGAUCAUCACAUUAACAAAUUAUACUGUUUCACAUCAAAACGUAAUACCGUAUGAAUUAUGGAAUUUAUAUUAUGAUGUAUAAUUAGAAAAUAAUCAACUAGGAGAUGAAUAACAAUAAACAAAUUUAAUCAUAUUAUAACGUUUUAAGAUGUUAAAUAAGUGUGGAGCUGGUUUAAUAACUUCAUCUAUUUUUUCUUGCUUUAAUUGUUAUUUUUAGGAUGUUAUUGGAUUGAAAAGUUCUAUAUUUGAGAUAAAAACCUAAGGUGAGGGAAUUAUCUACUUCAAAAAUUUAACGAUAAACUCUUCAGAAUAUGAUAUAAGUGAAAUAAUAGAUAGCACAGGUUGUAUUGCAAUAUAUUCAUCUAAUAGUUUGCUCGAUUUAAAAAUCAUUAAUGCAGUAUUUACUAAUAUAUUUAAUCGUAUGACAGCUUCAAUUCUUACAAUAAGUUCCUCUUUUAAGAAAAAUUAAAUUUUAAUUUAAGAUGCACUUAUAAAAAAUUGUAUUUCAUUGAUGAAUCCCAUACUACAGAUAUUAUUUUCAACAUAAAAUAUUGGAGGAAACAAAGUUGUUAUAAAAAAUGUAACUAUAAACUUUUAAGAAAGUGCUUGGAUCCAAUACUUUUCAAAGACCGGAAUGUUAAAUAACAACGAAAUUUUAGAUGUAACUACUUCUUCUAAUGCUUUAAUUCAAUUAUAAAAUUGUAUUGUGGUUAUGUCUAAGAUUCUUUUUUAGGGUCUUUUUAGUUGUCCUUUAAUUAAAUUAAAAAAUAUUUAAUAUUUAUUAAUCUCAUAAUUAUGGGCUAUAGAAAUUAAAGUGCUUUAUAAUAUGAAUCUUUUAGAAUUAAGCCAGGAUUUAUCAAUUAAAUCAACGAUCAAUAUUAAAUAUGCAAAUUUCUAAAGUAUCUAAAUUUAUGAAGUUAUUAAUAAUCCUAUUUAUUAAAGUUCCAAAAGAAAUUAUAUGAGUUCAGGAUGUCUUUUUAUUGAAAAAUAAUAAUAACAAGUAACUUAUUCUUUUGGCAAAAUUAUUCAACUUUUUUAAUAAUUCUAGAAGGCAAGUGCUAUAAUCUUAUUGUAAUCAAACUCAAAUAACACAGCUUUUUAUAUUUAAAAUGUAAUUCUAAAUUCUAUUAAUUGUUCUUACUGUAAGAAUGGAUUGAUUUUUUUCAAUAUUGAAAACUAUAAAAUACUAAAUAUUAGAGAUCUAAUUUCUCAUUCUAACCAUAUAAAAGAAAAAGGAUGUAUAAAUAUAGCUUCAAUUGAUUAGAUCAAUCAUAGUAGUUUAAUAAAAAAUUCUAAUUUUUUUAAUAAUUAUGGUGGUUCUGGAAUAGCUAUACAUUUAUCCAAGAUCCCAAUUACGAUUAUUUAGUGUAUUAUAAUUAAUAAUAUCGCCAGCAAUUAAGGUGGUGCCUUAUUUUUGGAUAUGGAUAUGUAAUAUUUGAUUAUUAAGAAAUCAUCAAUUAUCAAUAACUAUGCAUCUGAAGGAGGUGGUAUAUACUUAUUCUAGAAGGGAAAUAUAAAUUUAUAAAACAUGAUUCAAACCUUCAUUUAAUUUAACAAAGCAGACUUAUUCUCAGAUAAUUUAUUUGAAUUCCCAACCCAUUUAAGUCUAUUUAUUAAUUAAAAAGAAAUGCAAGCAUAAGAACUUUAAAUUAAUAUCGGUAAAAUAAGGGUACUAAAGCUUAAACCUUAUAAAACAAUAGAGUAAGGUGUUAUUAAAUUUAGUCAAGAUUUAAUGAUACCAAGUUAACAAAUAAUCAAAAAGUAUAAAAGUUAUGUACCAUAAUUAUAAACUGUUUAGAUUUUAUACAAUGAUCCUUAAUUAAUGUUAAAAAAUAGCAGAAAUGAAUUAUAAAAAAAUUCACAUCAAUUUAGUUGCUAAGUUUCAUAAGCAACGACCAGAAUGAAUUAAGCUAACUUAUAUGAAAAGAAUACUUUGAUUGAUAUUCUUUAAACUGAUGGAUUCAAUCACUUUGACUUAGGAUCCCUUUAAUUUCAUUAUGAUCCAUAUCAAGAUGAAAAUCAUAAAUUAGAAAUAUUAGUAAAUUGCACAUCAAAUAUUUCAGAAAGGCAACUACUUUAUUAAAUCAAUGCAAGAACUUAUAAAUGUUAAUUAGGAGAAUUCUAUAUAGAUGAAGGCUGUUAAAUUUGUGAAUCAACUUUUGGAUUUUAUUCAGUAACUUAUGAUGUUACUAAGUGUUCGAUAUUUGAUAAAACGAAAUUUGCAAAAAUAACUUCAAAUGCAAUUAAUUUAUUAGAAGGUUAUUGGAGGCCAAAUAUAUACUCUGAUUAUAUUGAUUAUUGUUUCAAGAACAUUUUAUUUUGUAAGGGAGGUUGGGGAGUAGGAGACGAACUUUGCUCUUUGGGGCAUCUUGGAGGGCUGUGUGAGGAAUGCGAUUUACAUAAUAAAAAAGGGGAAGGAAAUUUUUUUAAAAAUUAAUAGGAUUCCACAUGUAAAAAUUGUUCUCUGAAUUCUAUCACUCCGUUAAUUUUGUCUUUUAUUUGGUAUUAAUAUAAACUAUUAAAGGGCUCUGGUGUCAAUAGUGAUCACAUUAAGAAGCAUUGAAAAAUCUAAUUUAUUAUUUUCUAAACUUUAAUUUAAAUUAAGAUUUCGAAAAAUCUUAUUUAAGUUGGAAAAAGGUAUCAUAAUUGUAUUUCUAUAAAUUAGACAUGGAAGGCAUUUUCAUUAAGAUGUUGUUCAUCUAUUUAUGGAUUUUCUCAGUCAUAUUUACUUUUAAUAUCAGAUUUUCGAUUUCAUUUUAAUUUAUUGAUUAAGCUAGUAAUACUUCUUUAUUCAUGGCCUCCAGUCUUGAUUGCUAUAUAUCAGAAGUUAACUAAAUUGAAAUUAUUUAUGGAAGAAUAUUUGUUACUAUUUUCUUGAUACUUAUUUAAUUUGCUAUAAUUUUGAUAGGAUAUCAAAUAUAUAUACUCAUCUAUAAAGGAAGAUUUCAAAACUAUAUUGUUUCAAAUACAUUAUUAUAUUUAUACGUAUCAAAUUUUUCUGGAUUAAUUAAAUCGUAUAAAAUUAUUUAUAAUUAGAUUUUGUUCAAUAGUCUCCAAAAGAAUAAUAUCAAAUAUAGAAUAUAUCUAGGGAGAUUUAACUUUAAUUUAUGGUUCCUUAAAUCAUAUCUAAUGGAUUUAUAAAUUUGCUCUUCCUGGAUUAGCUGUAUUGGGAUUUUGUAUUCCAUUUUCUUUAUUUUGGUUUAUGUUUUUAACCAAAAAGAGAUUUAAUAAGAUUUAAUUUAGAAGACAUAUAUGUUAUUUGUUUGAUGAAUACAAUGAAUAAAACUACUUUUGGGAACAAAUCAAAUUUUCAAAAAAAAUUAUAAUAAUCCUCGUUAUGACAUAUUUUGAAUCCAAUAUACUCUUAAAAGCAACUUUGCUAGGAUUAUUUUUAUUAAUAUACUAGAUAAUUGCAGGAAGUUAAUAACCUUAUAAUUUAAAAAAGCUUAAUAAUUUGGAUAUUUAAGCAGUGCAAAUAUGCUCUGUUGCUAUUUUUGUAGCUAUUGCUAAAUAUGUGAAUGAUUAGUAAAUUGAAAAUGCUUACUCUCAAAUAAUGUAAAUAAUUAUUAUGCUUCUUUGUGUUAAACUAUGUUAUCAGUUUAUUUUAGAUAUCUUUAGAGCUUUCAUUAAGAAAUAUAGAGUAUACUUCGUAACUAUUCUCUAUCAUUUUAUCAAAUCAAUAAAACCAAAUUCAAAAAAUUCAGUUUACCUUGAUAACUUACUUAUAAAGUUGAAUAUGAAAGAAAAAAGAGUUUAAUCAAAUUUUUAAACUUUAAAAAAACAAAUAUUAAAAAUAUUAAAAGCAUAAAGAAAGAUUUAAAAGUAAAAUUUCAACUUAUAAAAAUAGCUCAUUUUUUUCUGUUUCUUCAAAUAACAAUUUUGCAUCAUUAAUAAGAUAUAAGCAAUUACACCCAAAUAAGAAUAAAAUCUUAUUAACUUUAAAAUCAUGA
Molecule: messenger RNA, 8638 nt
Organism: Paramecium sonneborni
Lineage: Eukaryota; Ciliophora; Oligohymenophorea; Peniculida; Parameciidae
Source: the annotation of a GenBank genome assembly